AUGGCUUCCGUGGAGCAUUGCCUCUACUGCUUCGAGGCUCUCGCCUCGCACCUCGAGAAGCGGCCCGGCCUCUCCCUCAAGGAGAUCCAGCGGUCAUGGCCCGAGUACGCAAAGACCCUCGGUGACGGCAAGGAUGGCAGCAAGAAGCUCCUCCCGGCACUCCAGCGUCUGGCCGAACCUGCGAGCGACUCGGCAUCGGCCUCCUCCAGCUCCACCGUUUCGCUGACCGCCGAGACUCCCGCGACAUCCACCGACUCCCUCCCGGACGGCGGCGACGAUGACGAGGACGGCAACGCUUCCAUCACCGAGUCCCCGCUCUUCGUCACCUGGAACACCAUCUCCCCACGCUCGGGCCACCGCUCGCUGCGGGGUUGCAUCGGCACCUUUGAGGCGCAGGACCUUGAGGACGGCUUGUCGAGCUACGCACUCACCUCGGCGCUGCACGACACGCGCUUCCCGCCCGUCGAGGCGUCAGAGCUGCCCUCGCUCGAGGUGGCUGUGACGCUGCUCACCGACUUUGAGGACGCCGAAGACGCCAUGGACUGGAUCAUCGGCGUGCACGGCCUUCGCAUCAGCUUUAUGUACCACGGCAAGCGGUACGGCGCGACGUACCUCCCGGACGUCGCCGUCGAGCAGGAGUGGACCAAAGAGGAGACGCUCGUAAGCCUGAUGCGCAAGGCCGGGUGGAUGGGCAGCAAGAGCAAGUGGCGCGACGUCGAGCUCAAGGUCGUGCGGUAUCAGGGCAAGAAGGAGUCUUUGGAGUAUGGCGAGUACAAGAAAUGGGCCGACUGGGUCAAGAAGAACAAGGUCAAGUCCGGCUGA
Colletotrichum graminicola M1.001 is the source of this 822-nucleotide messenger RNA. RefSeq lists its product as uncharacterized. The transcript has a single exon. Bases 1 to 822 code for a protein of 273 amino acids. The record is from RefSeq and is a predicted model, not a curated record. Lineage: Eukaryota; Fungi; Ascomycota; Sordariomycetes; Glomerellales; Glomerellaceae.